UUUUUUUUUUUCUUUAUUUUCAACAUUUAUAAGUUUAAAUGCAAUCUUCUCGCAAUAGAGUUUUCCAACUUUGUCGUUCAGCCUCAAAUUGGCAGUUAAUAAAAAGCAUAGCUAGAUCUGAAUCAUCAAUGAUUCGAUUCUCCACAACAACACAUUGCCAACAAACAGAUCCGGUAACAAAAGAACUGACUCAAAAGAAUAGAAUUUUAAAAGAAACACCCGCUAUUUCACAGACAGCAGAACUAGAGGACAGUAUGCAUCCCCAGCCUACAACCACUGCCAUCACUAAGGAACCUAUAAAUAAAUCAAAGCAACUGGAGAAAGAAGAAAGAUUACAACAACAGUUAAUUAGAGAUGAGGCCAAUAAACGAUUUAAAAAACAUGUAGAUAGUUUACCCGAACUUCGUUUCCCUGGUUAUUAUAAAAUAGAUUGCGUUAAUACUAUAGAAGAUACAAAUAAACAUAUUCUUGAUUUAGCAAAUGGUAGUCAAACUAAAUUCUUUGGUCUUGAUUUUGAAUGGAGACCGACAUUUGUAAAAGGACAACCAGAAAAUAAGAUAUCAUUAGUACAGAUUUGCUCUGAAGAUAGAAUUCUACUAAUUCAGUUAUCGUCUAUGCGAAAAUUUCCUGUAGAAUUACGUAAUUUUUUAGAAAAUAGAGAGUUAUACAAGAGUGGCGUUAAUAUAAGAGCCGAUGGACACAAAAUAUAUCGUGAUUUCGGUAUAUUUACAAAUGGUUUGGUUGAAUUAGCUGAAGUAGCUGAAUCAACUCAAUCACCUAAAUUGAAGAUUAUUCAUCAAAGAUCGUUGCGUGCUUUGACUGCACUAUUUUUGGAGAAAAGGAUGGCAAAAGGAAAUGUACGAGUAAGUGAUUGGAGUAGGAAGAAAUUGUCUGCAAACCAAAUAAAAUAUGCUGCAUUAGAUGCUUACGCUUCUUAUCAAUUAAUGGUCAGCUUGGACAUGAUACGAGAUAAAAAUAAGCUUAUUGAUACUAUCCAUUUAGCAGAUGAGGCGUCUAGUGUCGUAAAAACUUCAGAAAAAAGAGUAAUAAAGAAUCAAAAGCAACAGACUAAACGACCACAGCCAGCAUCACGCUUACUUAAUAAUUGUUUUUCUAAUAAAAAUUUUCCUACAUCGACAACAGUUGUUAUUAAAAAAAAGCCAUCCACAAUUGAACCACCAUUAGAGGUUUAAUAGUAGUAGUAGCAGUAAUAAAAGAAGCCCGACACAAAAUUUUAAUUAUUUAUUUUCUGC
Molecule: messenger RNA, 1253 nt
Organism: Cokeromyces recurvatus
Lineage: Eukaryota; Fungi; Mucoromycota; Mucoromycetes; Mucorales; Mucoraceae
Product: ribonuclease H-like domain-containing protein
Exons: 6
Coding region: 39-1193 (384 amino acids)
Biological process (GO): nucleobase-containing compound metabolic process
Molecular function (GO): nucleic acid binding; 3'-5' exonuclease activity
Source: RefSeq, a predicted model, not a curated record